GGUUUCGUAGCUAGCCCCUUAUACACAUUCUCGUGUUGUGGCUGUGAAAUCGUUUUUCCCAGGAGAUCUGAAUUUUCAAUAGACUACGGAAUUUCCGUUGUUAAAAAUUUGACUCAGUAUAAAAGAUCAUUUGCCAAAAACACUCAACCAUGCUGACGACCCAGCAGACCGAAUUCAAGAUGAUGGACAACGGCACCGAGACGCUGGCCGAUUCUCCUUCGAGUUCCAGUGAGGAUCUGAAAGCGCUUUCGGAGAUGGAUAUUCGCAAGCCCCUAACGGAGAUUGUUGACUUGCGCCUUAAGCAUCCGCUGGAGAACACUUGGACCCUAUGGUACCUGGAGAAUGAUCGCAGCAAGAAUUGGGAAGACAUGCAGAACGAGAUCACUAGCUUCGACAUGGUCGAGGACUUCUGGAGUCUCUACAAUCACAUUAAGCAACCAUCUGAGAUUAGAGUGGGCAGCGAUUAUUCUUUGUUCAAGAAGGGCAUUCAGCCAAUGUGGGAGGAUCCUGCGAACAAGUUCGGCGGCCGUUGGGUCAUCAAUAUGGGGCGUGGCUCCAAAGCGGAGCUCGACAAGCUUUGGCUAGAUGUGCUACUCAUACUGAUUGGCGAGGCCUUUGAAAACACCGAAGAAGUCUGCGGCGCUGUUAUCAACUUGCGCGGGAAGAGCAACAAAAUUUCGAUUUGGACCGCCAACGGACACAACGAGCUGGCCGUCAUGGAGAUUGGACUCAAGUUACGCGACCUGCUCGUCCUGCCGCCCCACCAACUGCAGUACCAGCUGCACAAGGACACUAUGUGCAAGCAGGGAUCGGUGAUCAAAGCGGUUUAUUGCGUGUAAGCCGUCCCCGUUUUGGAUGCCACCCACCACCACUCCAUCCAGGGGACCAUCCAUCACCCACAUUUCCAUGGGCGCUUAUGCCGCCGCAUGCUGUUUCCAGCGCGUGUAUCCGAAAAAUAUAAAAAAAAAAUGUAUCUUGAAACAGAACUGGUUUUAUGAAUUUGACCAUGUUAAAAAUUGCAAAGAAAGCUGUAAAUACAUAGUGUUUUGAAUGC
Molecule: messenger RNA, 1054 nt
Organism: Drosophila mauritiana
Lineage: Eukaryota; Metazoa; Arthropoda; Insecta; Diptera; Drosophilidae
Gene: eIF4E4
Product: eukaryotic translation initiation factor 4E1
Exons: 4
Coding region: 150-839 (229 amino acids)
Biological process (GO): translational initiation
Cellular component (GO): cytoplasm; eukaryotic translation initiation factor 4F complex
Molecular function (GO): RNA 7-methylguanosine cap binding; translation initiation factor activity
Source: RefSeq, a predicted model, not a curated record